Erigeron canadensis is the source of this 3345-nucleotide messenger RNA. RefSeq lists its product as uncharacterized. Gene Ontology annotation, molecular function: nucleic acid binding; zinc ion binding. The transcript has a single exon. The record is from RefSeq and is a predicted model, not a curated record. Bases 1 to 3345 code for a protein of 1114 amino acids. NCBI's taxonomy places the organism in Eukaryota, Viridiplantae, Streptophyta, Magnoliopsida, Asterales, Asteraceae.
AUGGUUAAUACUCGUGCUACUAGUCAACGUGAUGGAGCUACCACUAGCAAUGCUCCUAUUAACCGGAAUGAGGUUGGAAAUCCGGCUAAUCCAAGGCCUAUUCGAAGGCCAUAUCCCGGUGAACAACCAACUAGGCCGGAGAUUGAACGAGCUAACCCGGUAAUCGAGCAAAUUCCUACUCAAGCUGAAAUGUAUGAGGAAUUGAGGGCUAUGCGAGCUCAACUACAAAGAACCGAACAAGAACUUGCACAAGUAAGAGCUGAAAGAGAAGUCAACUCACACGGGGAAGAGCAUACUGCUUCUAAUCGCUCCAACCGUGUUGAGCCAUCCAUGAUAAGGUCACAAGGUGCUCUAGUGAAUGAUCGGGUUGUUGUUCAUGCUGAGAAUGUUAAUGCUGGAGGAAAUGUAAUUCCCGUCGGUUAUGUUCCACGACCUAAGGAGUUCAAGUUUGAGAGUUUCAAGAGAUGUGGUGCAAAGGACUUUUAUGGUAACCUUGAUGCAGUUGGUUGUAUGGAAUGGCUAGAAGAUAUUGAAGUUGUGUUUGCUUCAUGUGAUUGCCCUGAAGAUAAGAAGGUGUUGAGUGCUUCUAGAAUGUUGAAAGAGGGUGCUCGUGAUUGGUGGAGGGGCACUACGGUUUCUAUGACCCCUGCUGUGAGGUCUGCUUUGACUUGGGAUCAUUUCAAGGAGAAGUUCAUGGAGGAGUAUAUUGGUACCUGUGAGAAAAGGUUGCUCGAGAAGGAAUUUCGUGCUCUUAAAGCUGAUGUUGGAGGCAUGGCCGAAUAUGCUCGUUCGUUCAUGUCAAAGAUUAAGUUUGUGGAGAACUUGCUUCCUAAUGAAGAAGACAAAGUUGCUGCUUAUGUAGAUGGUAUUCCAGCUAGCUAUCGGGGUAUCUGUAGGCAACAUGUUACUCUUGCAGGUGCUAUCAAGGAAUCUAAGAAGCUGGAUGAUGAUUUUAAGACUGAGAAGGCUACUGUGAAGGAAAAUGAUGAUAAAAAAUCUGGUUCUAAAAGGAAGUAUGAUGGAUCAUCGGGUUCUAGUGGAAAGUUCAAGAAAAGAUCAUCGUCAACGGGUGGAAGCAACAACUAUGCAAAGCCGAAGAACUGGUGUGGUACUUGUAAGGCUCCUCACUCAGGUGCAUGUUCAGAUAAGACUUGUAGGUGCGAUACUUGUGGUGGUACUGGUCAUGCUACUUCAGAAUGCAAGGAAAAGCCCAAGUGUUACAGGUGUCACCAACACGGUCAUUUCAUCAAGGAUUGCCCGCAAGGAAAAGAUGAUGGAAAGAAGACAGUUGCACCAAAGCCAAAAGGAUUGCCCGCUAAGGACAACGAUGAGGUAGUAAGCGGUACUUUUCUUGUUAAUUCAACACCUGCUUCUGUUCUUUUUGAUUCGAGUGCAAAUAGGUCUUUUGUGUCUACUUUAUUUGCUCCUAAGCUCGAUAGAGAUACUACUCCCCUAGAUUGUUCUAUAGAAGUUGAGGUUGCUAACGGUACUAUUAGUGACAUUCGAGAGGGUUAUGAUGAUUGUUCCAUUGAAAUAGAAGGUCGUUCCUUUCCGGUUCAGUUAUUGCCCACUACUCUUGCUGGGUUUGAUGUGGUGAUUGGCAUGGACUGGCUAUCUCAACAUGAUGCUAACAUUUUAUGUUCCCAAAAGAUCGUGCGUUUCUCUUCUCUAGAUGGUAAAGUUAUUUCAGUUUAUGGAGACAAGAAGAAAGGAAGCUUGAAGAUCACUAAUUUGAUGAAGGCUCUCAAAUGUAUCCGACAGAAUAAGAACCACUUCCUUGCUUAUGUUAUUGAUGCACGAAAAGAAAAGUCUCCCAUAUCAGAUGUUGAUGUGGUUUCUGAAUUUUCUGAUAUUUUUCCUGAUGAUCUUCCCGGUAUUCCUCCCGACCGUGAGGUUACAUUUCAGAUUGAUCUUGUACCCGGUGCUACUCCUGUUGCAAAAGCACCAUAUCGUUUGGCUCCUACAGAAAUGAAAGAGCUUAUGUCUCAGCUCCAAGAGCUACUUGACAAAGGUUUCAUACGUCCAAGUUCCUCGCCUUGGGGAGCUCCUAUUCUCUUUGUCAAAAAGAAAGAUGGUUCUAUUCGUAUGCGCAUAGACUACCGUGAGCUUAAUAAGCAAACGGUUAAGAAUAAGUAUCCUCUCCCACGUAUCGAUGAUCUCUUCGAUCAACUCCAUGGUGCUUCUUACUUCUCAAAGAUCGACUUGCGGUCUGGCUAUCAUCAAUUAAAAGUCAAAAAGGAAGAUGUAGCCAAGACAGCUUUUCGUACACGUUAUGGGCACUAUGAGUUUCUUGUCAUGCCAUUUGGGUUGACAAAUGCUCCUGCCGCUUUUAUGGAUUUAAUGAAUCGGGUAUGUCGCCCAUUCUUAGAUCAUUUUGUGAUUGUCUUCAUUGACGAUAUUCUUAUCUAUUCGAAGUCUGAAGCUGAGCAUCGUGAGCACUUAAGAGUUGUCCUUGAGGUUCUUAGGGAGAAAAAGUUAUAUGCAAAGUUCUCAAAGUGUGAAUUCUGGCUUCGAGAAGUUCAAUUUCUCGGGCAUGUCAUCUCUUCCGAAGGUAUUAAAGUUGAUCCUGCAAAGAUUGAAGCUGUCUCCAAAUGGGAACAACCAAAGACGCCUACGGAAAUCAAAAGUUUUCUUGGUUUAGCGGGCUACUAUCGAAGGUUCAUUCAAAAUUUCUCUCGUAUAGCUAAGCCUAUGACCGAAUUGACAAAGAAAGGAGUGAAGUAUGUGUGGACUGAAGCACAAGAAAAGGCUUUCCAAACGUUAAAAAAAAAGCUAUGUGAAGCUCCUGUCCUCGCCUUACCAGAAGGUACUGAUGAUCUUGUUGUUUAUAGCGAUGCAUCUAUUUCAGGUUUGGGUUGUGUUCUAAUGCAAAGAGACAAAGUCAUUGCAUAUGCUUCACGCCAGUUGAAGCCUCAUGAAAAGAACUACCCGACUCAUGACCUUGAAUUAGCCGCUGUAGUGUUUGCUUUGAAGUUAUGGAGACACUACUUAUAUGGCACUAAGUGUACAUUGUACACCGAUCAUAAGAGCUUGCAAUAUGUGUUCACUCAAAAGGAUUAUGAUUGUGAGAUAAAGUAUCAUCCUGGUAAAGCUAAUGUGGUGGCAGAUGCGUUGAGCCGAAAAAUGAAGAAUUUUUCUUGUAGAUUGAUGAGUAUGGUUGUCCAAGCUAAGUCUGGGUUACUUGAACGAAUCAAGGAAGCCCAAGCUAAAGCUCUACUGAAAGAAAAUGUUGAUAAAGAAAGUAUCGGCAAGAAGAAGCGACUUGCUAUGGAAAUGAAUAGCCGUGGAUUUCAGACCUAUAAGGCCGGAUUUGGGUACCAUUGCUUGAUGGUAACCGUGAGUUGA